AUGGAAGACGCCUUUUUCGCCCAGGCGCACAAAAUUGGGUACGGCUACGUCCUGAACCUGCUCUGUGUCGUCGGUAUCCUGGGCAACGUCUUGGUGCUCCUCGUGCUGUCGCAACAGCGCGCCAUGACGUCAUCGAAUGCUGUGCACUACCUGCGGCUCUUGGCGCUCGCGGAUAUUUGCGUGCUGGCUUUUGCUGUCGGCCGGUACAGGUACCCACUGUUCUGCAUGAAGUCCCGCUGGAACCCUGUGUCCGUGUACCUGCUGACAGCGGCCUGUACCCACGGGGUGGCGGGGUUGGUCUGUCCGCUCAUCUUCUCCAAGGAGGUGAAUCACGUGACUUACCUGAACAUGACGGUCGCCGUAGUGGAGGUGACAGAGUUUGGCAGGAGCAGCAUGUAUGAGUGCAGCUUCAAUCAGUUCGUGAUUCCACUGAUCUGGUACAUCAUACCUUGGUGCGUCAUGGUCGUUAUAAACACCAUGCUCUACAUAGAGGUCCAGAAAUCCUCCCAGCUGCGUGUUGACCUUCCCGACCUGCCCCAGCCCAACCGGAAGCUGUCACUGCUCAUCGUGCUGGUCGUGUUCCUGCACAUGACCUGCAACUUCCCCAGGUGCAUGGUGGCCGUGUAUAACCUGGCUCACCCCGGGGGUCACCGCAGGCAUGACGGGAGUUCAACCUGCGGCCCGGGGUCACAGUCCAGCGCCUACGCUUUCAUCACUGUUGUUUCCAACAUACUAAAUGUCAUGAACAGCUGCAUCAACAUUAUCGUUUACUGCGGCUGCGGAUCUAAAUUUAGACAAGAAUUACGUCACUUCCUGACAUGCCGGAUUUGUAAAAACAGAGUCUCUCCAAUCAGCAGCGUCGCUACACACCACGUGACGGCCCUCGCAGGAACGAAUUUAAAAUGA
Physella acuta is the source of this 906-nucleotide messenger RNA. RefSeq names its product FMRFamide receptor-like. Gene Ontology annotation, biological process: G protein-coupled receptor signaling pathway. Gene Ontology annotation, molecular function: G protein-coupled receptor activity. Gene Ontology annotation, cellular component: membrane. Lineage: Eukaryota; Metazoa; Mollusca; Gastropoda; Physidae. The record is from RefSeq and is a predicted model, not a curated record.